This is a messenger RNA of Ostreococcus lucimarinus CCE9901, 594 nucleotides long. RefSeq lists its product with no specific name. The record is from RefSeq and is a predicted model, not a curated record. The transcript has a single exon. Gene Ontology annotation, cellular component: clathrin vesicle coat; endosome; plasma membrane. The annotation marks the transcript as partial. Gene Ontology annotation, molecular function: phospholipid binding; clathrin binding. Gene Ontology annotation, biological process: endocytosis. Lineage: Eukaryota; Viridiplantae; Chlorophyta; Mamiellophyceae; Mamiellales; Bathycoccaceae.
AUGUUCAAAGCCGCGCUGACGACGAUCAAGUCCGCGAUCCCGGACGAGGUGGCGCAGGCGGCGAAGAAGCGCGUCAAUCAAUGGAAAGGCAUCGGCGACGACGAAGCGCUCGUCCGCGACGCGACGAACUCCGAGCCCUGGGGCCCGCACGGGGAGCAGCUGCGCGCGAUCGCGCGGCUCACGCGCGAUGGGAAGUGGGACGUCGUGCGCGAGGUGCUGGAGAAACGCUUGAAGAGCGCGCCGGAGGAGUGGCGACGCGCGUACAAGGCGCUCACCGUCGUCGAGUAUCUCGUCGCGAACGGCGAUCGAGCGAUCGCGGAGGACGUCAGGCGAAGGCGAAUGAUGGACGGCGCGCUGAGGUUCGAGUACAAGGACGCGCGAGGGAAGGAUGAGGGGGUGAACGUGCGACAUCGAGCGGAAAAGAUCAAGGCGUUGGUGGAAGAUCCGAGAUCGGUCGAGGAGGCGAGGGAAAAGGCGGAGAGAAAUCGCGGCAAGUACGCGGGGAUGUCGAGCGAAGAAGCGCGGACGCACGCGCGGAGAGGGUCGACGUCGAGCGCGGGUGGGUCGUUUUCGGGAGGGAGCGCGCUCGGCGGC